AAAAAACAUGGACAAGUUUAGAGAUAUCGACCUGCUUCUGAUUGGAAAAACUGGCAAUGGCAAGAGUGCAACUGGAAACUCCAUUCUAGGUAGAAAAGUGUUCGAAUCACGUUGUAGCACUACGUCAGUCACUACAACAAUGGCCCGUGAAAUGAUCGAAUUUGAAAGCCGUAUCAUUAAGGUGGUAGACUCACCUGGUGUGGCGGACCAACAGACUGACCUUAACGCCUGUACAGAUAUGAUCGAGAAGGCACUUGCCACAAAUCCUGCUGGCUAUGACGCCAUUAUCCUAGUGGUGAAAUAUGGACAAAGGUUUACCCAAGAGGAUGUGCAUGCCAUCAAAAUUCUAAAAAGCAUAUUUGGUGGAGAUUUUAUUUCAAAAUAUUGUGUCCUUAUCUUUACCUGUGGGGACAAUUUUGAUAAUGAAACCCAAAACGCUGACAGAUUCGUCAUGGACUGGUGUCUCAAUCAGCAAGGGCCAUUAAAGACAUUGUUGAACGAGUGCAGUUUCAGAGCCGUCCUGUUUCAGAAUUUGACAGAAGACACAAACAUCCGGCAGAAGCAGUUGCGUGAACUGAUCAAGCAGAUUGAUGCCUUGCAAUGGAAACAAAGAUAUACCCAUGAAACUUUCGCCGGGGCACGACAAGAAAGAGACAAAAUGCUUUUAGAAUUUAAAAGUCCACUAAUUAGAGAAAAUAUGCUGCAUGAGCUAAGUCUUAUCUUACAGGAUCUGCAGCAAGGUUUGUGUCUGGACGAAGAAGCUGAAAGGCUCAGAUUUCUGGAGGCACUUCUGUUUCGAACCAACAAACUCAGCGAAGACAUACACGAGAGACGCGGCUUUCCAAGUAGUCGCCAAGACAUGCUCAAAGUUGUCAAACCACUUAACAAGAUCAUAUUGCUCGCCAGGAGAAACGCACUUGAAAGAAAAGAAAAUUUGUCAUUGGAUAAACAAAGUUUUCUUCAAAUGGAGCACGCCGAUGAAAUAAAAAAAGCAAAUGAUGUUGGGGAAGAGCUAGGUGAACGAAAAAGGAAAACUAAAGACGAGGAGAAGACAAACCGAAACAAAGAGGAAGAGUUAUUCGGCAAGCUUGGGGCAACGGAGAAAAAACGGAUCAAGAACAUGGGAAAGCUUCAGAAAUUAUACAGAUUGGUUAAGGAUAAAAUCGAUGGGAAAAUUGUGACAAAGGUUACAAGCAAAGGAACCUGGUCUUUUAAAGAGAUUUCUGGUUUGUUCCAAAAGUAAGAAGAAAUUUCUGAAAAAGAUGGUUCGUUUCUUUGGUAUUUAAUUAAUGUCUUACAUAUGCUUAAAAAGCUGGGAUAAAUUUAUGAAUUUUUUUAGCUUUAGUCACAAAAAUUGAAUUAUGACCCUCAGAGACUAUAAAAUUAGCUUCAUGGCUUGUGUAGCUGUUUUGAAAGUUUAAAAUAGUAGUUUUUUUGUUGUUUUUUGUUUUGUUUUUUUUAAAGUUCUCCCCUUACAAAAACUAAUACUUCUGUUUCAAAAUGAGCAGUAGGAGCAUUCAUGGAUAAUGUGAAUCUCUGAGCGGUGUGUAUUUUUAAAAGCAAUGUAUUUUAAUGACAAUUCAAAGUCAUUUACGUCACCUCCGAACCGAAUCAUUGAACGCUACCACAUAACGUGU
Messenger RNA from Lymnaea stagnalis (great pond snail), 1637 nucleotides. NCBI's taxonomy places the organism in Eukaryota, Metazoa, Mollusca, Gastropoda, Lymnaeidae. The record is from the annotation of a GenBank genome assembly.